Messenger RNA from Blastocystis hominis, 450 nucleotides. RefSeq lists its product as hypothetical. The transcript has 2 exons. The record is from RefSeq and is a predicted model, not a curated record. Gene Ontology annotation, biological process: import into nucleus. Bases 1 to 450 code for a protein of 149 amino acids. Lineage: Eukaryota; Bigyra; Opalinata; Blastocystidae. Gene Ontology annotation, cellular component: cytoplasm.
AUGUGCGUUUUUUCGUGUCUAGGGUCCACACGCAAAGAUGCUGGAGGAGCGGAACAAUUUAUGCAUAUUGAUCAUGGAUACAAUGUUGCUGCAGCAAAAUUGGCAAAAGCGGCAAAUGUGCCUCAUUACUCUCUCUGUAGUGCCGCGAACGCGAAUGUCCGCAGCUACUUCACCUAUCCCUACUGUAAGGGUCUCAUUGAAAAGGAUCUUACUGAACUGAACUUUGACUCGCUGUCCAUCUUCCGUCCUGGCGUUUUGGAUCGUGGUGAAAUGGCGCGUUGGAAUGAAAAGCUCAUUCCUUUCGGUGCAAUCCCUGUCUCCGUUGUGGCUCAUGCAAUGCGUAUUCAAGCUGGUUCAGUACUACCUCCUUGUCUAAAGAAUAGAACUCGUUCUGAGCGGACAAGUCGAACCGAAGAAGGUUUUCACGUUCUCGAACUCCGAGAUGCGUAA